Suillus paluster is the source of this 1066-nucleotide messenger RNA. RefSeq names its product 6,7-dimethyl-8-ribityllumazine synthase. The record is from RefSeq and is a predicted model, not a curated record. Bases 51 to 683 code for a protein of 210 amino acids. Lineage: Eukaryota; Fungi; Basidiomycota; Agaricomycetes; Boletales; Suillaceae. Gene Ontology annotation, biological process: riboflavin biosynthetic process. Gene Ontology annotation, cellular component: intracellular anatomical structure; riboflavin synthase complex; mitochondrial intermembrane space. The transcript is spliced from 3 exons. Gene Ontology annotation, molecular function: 6,7-dimethyl-8-ribityllumazine synthase activity.
CGACAACCUUAUUUGUUAGUUUACCCCCUCAUUGAUCAUCAACCUCGAAUAUGAGUUCAAUCAAGGGCCCAUCCAGUACUCAAUUCGAUGGCUCUAGUUUACGCAUCGCCAUCGUACAUGCGCGAUGGAACAAGACUGUCAUUGAUGCACUCUUAGCGGGCACAAUCAGCAAGCUGAAAGCAUGUGGGGUGAAAGACUCCAACAUUAUUGUCCAGUCUGUUCCUGGUAGUUUUGAACUUCCUUUCGCAUGCUCGAAAGUGAUUGCAGGGUCUCAUGUUCAAGCGGCUACAUCUUCUAGCGAUCUGAUCGGAUUGAGCUUCGGUGGUUCUUCGACGUCACUUCCAUCCACCAAAGAACAUUCUGUUCCCACUUCAACUCUUGUCGGCAUGCCAAAUACUCCAUUCGACGCAGUAGUAGCCAUUGGCGUCUUGAUCAAGGGCUCUACGAUGCAUUUCGAGUAUAUCUGCGACAGCGUUUCUCACGCCCUCAUGAAGAUCCAGCUUGACACGGGUAUCCCUGUCAUCUUCGGCGUCCUGACGGCACUCACUGAGGACCAAGCGUUGGAACGAGCUGGUCUCGGCAGAGGAUUAGAGAAGGGCCACAAUCACGGUGAGGAUUGGGGACUUGCAGCAGUGGAGAUGGGAACACACGGCAGACGAUGGGCUGAAGGGAUAUUCCUCUGAUAUUGCCGGUCCGCAGCUCAAGCUCACUUGACCCUGUUGUGAUAAUCAGGAUCGGUGGACUAUCCCAAGAUUUUCAUAAGUAACAAGAGCUCGGAUGCUGUGUCUAAGUUCAGAUAGUUGAAAAACAUCACAUUGGCUAUUGGAGGAAAAGACCUACCAGCGGCUCGCAUCUCAUCCGGGCCUCGCUCGCCAUACCUAGCCAGACCCAGGCUCGUCUAACCCUGUAUAAUCACACUAGUGCAAGGUUGCCGGCAAUAGUCAAAUUGAUAUCCCCCCCAAAGCGUCAUAUCGGGUUAAAUAAUACGAGUAAGUGCGAUAAUAACGGUUCAGGUUGUUGUAUGUACAGCAUUGCAGUGUGUAUUUGACCUUGUAUCCAAUUGCGU